Blepharisma stoltei is the source of this 207-nucleotide messenger RNA. The record is from the annotation of a GenBank genome assembly. Lineage: Eukaryota; Ciliophora; Heterotrichea; Heterotrichida; Blepharismidae.
AUGCAGGAAACGAAGCAGAUGAAGAGCUUGUCGAAAAAGUGAAGGUCAAGAUGAAGACGAAAGUGCCCGCGAAAAAGUGGUAAUUGAAAAAGAUGAUGAUUUGAAUUUUGGCGGGAAAAGUGAAAGGUAUGAUGAACCCUUAAAAAUUGAAACCGAAGCGAGAGGAACGACGCGAUUAUUUUUGGCCUUAAGUGAAGGGGAAGAUAA